Messenger RNA from Helicoverpa armigera (cotton bollworm), 1915 nucleotides. RefSeq names its product UDP-glucosyltransferase 2. The coding region runs from base 162 to 1724 and encodes 520 amino acids. Gene Ontology annotation, molecular function: UDP-glycosyltransferase activity. The record is from RefSeq and is a predicted model, not a curated record. The transcript has 9 exons. Lineage: Eukaryota; Metazoa; Arthropoda; Insecta; Lepidoptera; Noctuidae.
UGUUCUCGUAUUCAGUUCAGUUAGAACCAUCGACCGUGAUCCAUGUUGUGUGAUGAGUAAUGCUGAUGACUUGUCAAAUAAUAAGAAAAAUAAACCUUACGUGAUUAUUAAUUGUGUUCAAAAUUAAGUGAUUCAUUUGUGUGUGUGUUAAAUAGUAUAAGAUGUCGCACAAAACAGCAGGCUUAUUUCUGCUAAGUUUGCUGGUUUCAAGCGAGGCUUUGAGGAUUUUAGUAUGCUUUCCCAUGACAUCCAAGAGUCACAGCAUAUUAGGUCAUGGAUACGCCAACAGACUGCUAGAAGCUGGACAUGAGGUUGUCCACAUAACAUCAUAUCCAAGUAAGAAGAUAGUUCAAAACUUAACAGAAAUUGACGUCUCAUAUUUGCAAGAUUUUUUUAAGGAACAAACCAUGAAUGAUGAUGCCUUCAAACUCAAGAAUAUGAUUGGGAAGAAGAAUUUUGAGGAAUCUGUGUUCUUCUUCUACUUCGUUUUUACAAUGCAUAAGAACUUCUUGACUGACCCAAAUGUCGUCAAGUUAUUGAGUGAUCCUAAAGAAAAGUUUGAUGCUGUUGUCUUAGAAUGGUUCUUCACAGAAAUAACUGUUGGAAUUCCAGCUCUACUCGAAUGUCCCCUAAUUUGGGCAUGUUCUACGGAACCACAUUGGCAAGCAUUAAGGCUGAUAGACGAGAUCUCUAACCCAGCUUAUACUUUGGACCUGUUCUCACAUAACAGAAUUCCACUGACUUUCUGGCAGAGGGCUGAAGGACUUUGGAAGGUGGUCAAAAGAAAUGUGCAGUUAGCAAUCUACUAUCCAUUUGAAAAGUGGGCUUACAACAGUAUCUACCCCGAGAUAGCUGCCAAACGAGGAGUAACUAUGCCUUCAUACGAAGAAGCUAUGUACAACGGAUCCUUCAUGUUACUGAAUGCCCACCCAUCCAUCGGAGGAUCGAUGAAACUGCCUCAAAAUGCGGCUAACAUUGCAGGAUACCACAUCGAAACGACGAAACCUUUGCCAAAAGAUCUCCAAAAACUGAUGGAUGAAGCUAAACACGGCGUGAUUUACUUCAGCAUGGGUUCUAUAGUUCAGAGCGAUGGUAUGUCGGAGGAAAUGAAGAAAUCUUUACUGGACAUGUUCAGCAAAUAUGAACAAACUGUCAUUUGGAAGUUUGAGAGUGAUCUGACUGAUGUACCUAAAAAUGUACAUCUAGUCAAAUGGGCACCACAGCCAAGUAUUUUGGCUCAUCCCAACCUAAAACUCUUCAUCACACAUGGUGGUCAGCUUUCGACCUCGGAAGCGAUCCACUACGGAGUGCCUCUGGUCGGUCUACCGGUAAUGGCUGAUCAGCAUUAUAACAUGAUAUCCGUGGAGGCAAAGGGCUUUGGUAUUAAAGUAACCCUGGCUGAAGAUAUGGUUCCUGAGCUAGAUGCAGCUGUCAGGACGAUACUGACCGAUGAGACGUACACAAACAGAGCCAAAGAGCUAUCAGCCCUUUUCCACGACCGCGAAAUGCCUCCAGGAGUUGCGCUUACACAUUGGGUGGAAUUCGUGGUGCGAAACCGUGGCGCCCCCCACCUACGUUCACCAGCAAUUGCAGUUCCUCUAUAUCAGAAACUGUAUCUAGACCUAGGAGUAGUUUUAGCUAUAAUAAUAGGGUUUAUUUUGAAAUUGGUGAAAUAUGUGCUGAAUAGGAGAUCAAAUAAGCAAAGUAAGGAGAAAAGCAGUUGAUGUGUUGUUGGUGUUUAAGAGGAUGAAUCUUGAUAGUGAUUUUCUUAUAACUAAGUAGGUACCGAACAUAUUUUUAAUAUAGAUUGAAGUAACACUGAGAAGGACAAAAGAAUUUCUAAGCAUUAUCUCGUUAUGAACCUCAUAGUCAUUAGAACAUUGUAAAUAACUGUUAAAUAAAAUGCUCAAUAUAG